Molecule: messenger RNA, 6490 nt
Organism: Folsomia candida
Lineage: Eukaryota; Metazoa; Arthropoda; Collembola; Entomobryomorpha; Isotomidae
Gene: Liprin-alpha
Product: liprin-alpha-1
Exons: 28
Coding region: 1962-5501 (1179 amino acids)
Biological process (GO): synapse organization
Cellular component (GO): presynaptic active zone
Molecular function (GO): protein binding
Source: RefSeq, a predicted model, not a curated record
AACGGGCGAACGUACCGUGUUGCCAUCUCUCCAGUCUCCAGCUCCGAGGAAAUAUAGGGUGAGUAGAAGUACCGACGGAAAAUGUCAGUUCUCGGGCACCAGGACUCGGCUAGAUCCUCAUUUUAGAGGGAGAUGUGAGCAAAAGUAAUUACCACAACUACACCCAUGGACGGAUGGAUUUGUGUAUCCAGCCUAUACCGACCCACGGACGACCCUGUCAGCAACCCUGCCGUCGACUCUGCCGUCUAGUCCCAAUAAACAAUGACCCGGCUGCUGGCAAACCAGCCUAAAUCCGGACCACCCACUCCCACCACUCCCCAGAGCUAGGCUCCUCUCCCACAUAUCCCGAUAAUCCAGAGUACCGCAUCAUCACAACACCCAACACUUUACGGGAUGAGAUUAGGAUAGGAGACAAAUAGGACGAGAGGAAAAGUUCCGUUAGUUUAAAGAGAUAUCAGAAAAAAUCUCCUCUUCACGUGUCCAUCAAUUUGAAGGAAAUGACACUUUGACAUGUCAUUGACGAGCAAUAUCGAAACCAACUGGGCAGGAGUAACCGGAACCGUAAUAUUAACACACCCAUCCAUACACCCACUCACUCUUUUAACGAGUCGUGAGCAGUGAAAUGGGAUUUACUCGACAAACUGACUAUAAAUCACGAGUGAGACACUGCUUCCUCCAUGCAUUUUACUCCAAAUAUAAUCCUCUUCGCCACGGGAAUAUGCAGGAUCGUCACAACCAUUAAAGAGACGAACAAGAAAAAUGUGUAAAUGGAAAGGGUUGCUCCGAUUCUCAGUAAAAGAUCAUCGUCCAUCAUAAAAGGAUGAACACAGUGGUGGUGUAGUAGUGUGGAUGGAAAUGCGUGAAACUAAAAAACCUGUCCGAUGUUUUAACACAGGUUUAAUUAACUUUAACCCAAGAGAAGGCCAAAAAAGUUAUACACCACAACCAAUAACCAACCAUCGCAUUUGACCAUUAUAUUAUAUCAUGUGACUGUGUGUCCCCAAAAUUAUAAUUCGAGUAUACAUUUCCUCAUCACCAUCAUCAUCAAGUGAUCUCCUAAAAAGCCAUAAUAACAAUAAUAAUAAUAAUCCGUAAUAAUAGUUAGCACACCAAUAAUAAAUGUACAGACCUGGUCCUAGUUUUUAAAUUGGUAGUUUUAAAUCGUAGCUAGAUUUAUGUAGGUGCUCAUCGUCAUUAAAAUAUAGUAAAGUAGGCUCUGUAACAAGUAGGAAACUAUUGAAAAUAGGGGGAGAGGAGUAACCGAAAGAAAGUAACAUGUCGCCAUAAAAGUGCCCAAAGAAUUAAGUUUUCUAAGUAACUGCUUAAACCAGUAACCCGAUUCUAGUUUGUUUUUUCUUCACGUCUUGUGUUCACCAUUUUGUAUUAAUUUUAUACAUUGCACAACACUUAAGGUCAAGCUUAAUAAGUAGGAAGUACAUAAUAGCUCGUCGGCUUUUUGUAUUUAAAAAACGACACGAUCAUUAUAGUGUCCAGACAUAAAAAACAUAAGUAACCUGAGUGACCUCAACAAGCAAUUAAUAAAAAUUACAAAGAAGACAGAAGACGCCACUACAAUAAUAUAAUUAACGAUUAAUGAUAAAAAUACAAGACGACGAAGAUAACUAGUUGGAAGUGAUGAUUGAUUGAACUCUCAUUAUGAUGAUGACUACGAACCCACAGUGUAGAUUCUAAUAGACUUCCGUAACAUACAUACAAAGCGUACACACAGACAAAUAAAAAUAGUCAAAAAUUAAGCCGGCUAUCGGAUCAAUUCAUUCAUGGUGUGCGGGUGUUCUAUGCAAAAAAAUGUGGAACAUUUUGUGCCACGACGGACUGAUUAAUUGAGUCUAUUAGAAAUAUUAUCAACGAGGUGUAACGUGAUGGAGAUGAUCGAAUAGGAGAUUACAAAGAAAAUACGGAAACAAAGGAUACUUUCUCCAAAUUGUCGUAUACUUAAAAUCAUGAUGAUGUUCUGCGACGUGAUGCCAACAAUCUCGGAGGACGGGAAAUCAAAUUCUUUUGCUGAAGAUGCCAACUUUGAGCAGCUCAUGGUCACCAUGUUGGACGAGAGGGAUAAGCUGAUGGACAGUCUUCGUGAGAAUCAGGAACGACUCACGGACACGGAAAUGAAGCUUACGGACGCUCAAAAAGAACGAGACUCUCUCUCCAGGCAGUUGUCCGCUAGUCUUCCUCAGGAGCUUGCAACGUUAAACAAGGAAUUAAACCAAGCAAGGGAACAACUUCUUGAAAGAGAGGAAGAAAUCUGCGAAUUAAAAGCAGAAAGGAACAACACACGUCUUCUUCUGGAACACUUGGAAUGUCUUGUCUCACGGCACGAACGGUCGCUCAGAAUGACGGUCGUAAAACGCCAAGCAGCCGCACAAUCGGGAGUAUCGUCAGAAGUGGAGGUGUUAAAGGCCUUGAAAUCCUUAUUCGAACAUCACAAAGCAUUAGACGAGAAGGUUCGUGAGCGAUUGAGAGUUGCGUUAGAACGUGUGUCCCAGUUGGAAGAUGAGUUAUCCCAAACGAAAGAUGAGUUAACCGAUUACAAGAGUGGGAAGAAAGUCGAGAAAAUCAACGGAACCAUGGACGGUACAAUGGAGAACAGUUCUUCAGUGGUUAACCUAACGGGCGCUACCAACGGUAUAACGGACCCCGAUAUGGAGAAAUCGAAAAUAGCCGAAUUACAAAGCACACUUGAAAAACACUUGUCUGAGUUAAAUUCAGCACAAAGAAGAUCGGCCGAGCUUUCUAGUCGAAUAUCGGAUCUUGAAGAAACAUUGUCCAGAACUCAACGCGAUUUUGUUAGAAUGCAAGAAGCCAAUGCCAAGCUGCAAAUGGAUCUGAGAGAGAAUGACGCUCAAAAAGGAGAUCAAGAGGAACGCAUUGCCACAUUAGAAAAAAGAUAUCUGAACGCACAGCGUGAAUCUACCUCUUUGCACGAUCUCAACGACAAAUUAGAGCAAGAGUUGCAGCACAAAGAAGCCCAGUUGAAAUUGCAGGAAGAAAAAAGUCGAGCUCUGCAAGAAAAAUUAGAACUUUCAGAUCAAAAAUUAGCACAACUUUCUAAAAUGCCAGACAUGGAAGAGGAACUGAAACAAAGACUGCAAGCGUUAACACAGGCUCAAGAACGGCAUGGAUCGGCAGAAGAGCGGAUUGCACGACUAGAAGCACAAGUUGAGGAGAAGAACACAGAAACUGUGAGAUUAAACCAGAGGCUGCGUGUUAACGAGGAUCACAAUUCUCGACUAUCUGCCACCGUCGAUAAACUUCUUGCAGAGUCAAAUGAGCGGUUGCAAGUUCAUUUGCAAGAAAGGAUGCAAGCCUUGGACGAGAAGAAUGCGUUAACUCAGGAGUUAGACAAGACUAGAAAAGUACUUGAGGAGCUUCAGACUGAUAAGACGGAACUAAUGAAAGAAUUGACAAAGACAAGACUGGAAAUGGAAAGUUGUAAAAGACAGCUGUAUCAGCAAGAAAUAGCGUAUAAUAUUCAGCAAACUGAGGCCCUAACCAGAAGUCUGAGCCCUAACCCAGAAGCAUCUUUUGUAAGGACAAGUAGUCAUUCCAGCUUCGAUACCCACUCGCUCCCUAGAAGGCUUGUUAAACACUCGGUUGACGCCGAGUGGGAUGCAGUAGAACAAGCCCAAGUUCUCGCCAAUGUCCAGCAAGCAUUUGACCUUAGUGAUGCGGAGGCGGAUGAUUCCGAGAGCAUAUUUUCCGUGGCUGAAGUUUUGUCCCCUUCGCAACAAACGGAUGCACAAACCUUGGCUUUAAUGCUUCAAGAACAAUUGGAUGCAAUAAACAACGAGAUCCGGUUGAUUCAAGAAGAAAAGCAAAACACGGAGGCGAGGGCGGAGCAGUUGGAGUCGCGAGUGGGAUCAAUAGAGCAUGUCAACAUCAUAUCUCGAAGGGGAGGUCCCUAUGAUCGAGCAAUGUCGCCUCCUCUUAGUGGGCGCAGUCUUGAAAUGGGGGGUCGUGGUUUGGAUCGGCCUUUAUCACCACCAUUAAGCGGUCGGUCUACGCCACGUUCGUCAAAUCCGUCGCCACAGUUGGAUUAUUUGCAUAAAUUCCACACGGUCCCAGCAUCACUAUCUCCCUGUAAUUAUUACUCAUCCCCUGGGUCCAUAAACGAAGCCAUGAACCAAAUGUACCAUCAGAGCAAUCUUACCAUGCCAGACAUGAGUAUGAUGAUGGGAAACAGAUCCGAUGCUAGUCCUCCCACGCCAAGAUCACUACGACUGAUUAACAGCGCUUCCGGACCUAUGUUGGGUCAGUCCAACGAUGAAAUGAGGAAUGCGUCCAUGAUGUCACACGCCGGGUCUUCGGAUUACAUGUCAGGAACGCUUCCACUUCUCAUGAAUCAAGGUGCCUAUGGCCACGAUCCACGAUCUGGAAUGAGCACGAUGAACUCCACCUCAUCCGCCGCCAUGCAAAUGGCGGCAGCUGCGGCGAAGAAGAAAGGCAUUAAAUCUUCUCUAGGUCGAUUAUUUAGCAAGAAAGAAAAGGGCAAAGGCAAAGACGUAAUUUAUGACCACGGCGGUUUUGACAGUGAUAGUAGUGCAACUAAUGAACCCACAGUUACCACAUCAGUCAGUAGCAUGAGUCUACCACUAGCAGGACAGCAAAUAAAUAUGGCAAACAUGUCAGCAAAGGCGGAUUUCGACAGGAGAAAAAAGCGUAAGACGAAACUUUUGUCGGAAGCCAUGAAAGCGGGGACGCCGUUCGCCCUGUGGAAUGGACCAACCAUUGACGCCUGGUUGGAACAAUGGGUGGGGAUGCCAGCCUGGUAUGUUGCAGCCUGUCGUGCUAACGUCAAGUCGGGAGCAAUUAUGAGUGCACUCAGCGAUACUGAAAUUCAACGUGAAAUUGGCAUCAGCAACCCUCUACACCGAUUGAAAUUGAGACUAGCAAUUCAGGAAAUGGUUUCAUUGACGAGCCCAUCCGCCCCCACGGCAUCCAGAGUUGCACAUUUAGCAUUUGGAGACAUGAACCAUGAGUGGGUUGGGAAUUACUGGUUACCAUCGUUAGGCCUACCGCAAUACAGAACGACGUACAUGGAGUGUCUAGUUGAUGCCAGAAUGCUAGAUCAUUUAACAAAGAAAGAUUUAAGAACACAACUCAAAAUGCACGACGGUGCCCACAGAACGAGCCUCCACUUUGGAAUUAUAUGCUUAAAGCGACUAAAUUAUGAUCGCAAAAUGCUGGAAGAAAGACGCAGAGCUUGUGAGAAUGAAAACAUUGAUCUCUUGGUGUGGUCGAAUGACAGGGUUAUGAAAUGGGUUCAAUCAAUCGGUCUAAAAGAAUACGCUAUGAAUCUUCAAGAAUCUGGAGUCCAUGGAGCUCUAAUUGCACUUGACGACACUUUUGAUCCAAAUCUAAUGGCUUUGGCUUUGCAAAUUCCGACGCAAAACACUCAGGCAAGGCAUGUAUUGGAACAUGAGUUUCAAGGGCUACUUAACAUGGCUGAAAGAGGAGUCGUGCCACAAGAGAUGUCAUCUUGACCAAUGAAGGUUCUCGAAGUAUAAAACCAAAUCAAUACGAAGCAGCUGGUGUAACUUAAUACUCAACAGUGAACGUUUCAACCUCACCAAAAAACAAAGAGAAAGUCUCUAAGUCUAAGAAUAGGACAUAAUAUUGUAUCAUUAUUGAUAUUUACUAAGGACCGAAACUGACUUGAUUGAAUGAUUCCACUAAUUGGAAAGCAGACUACUAACUACUACGACGACGACGCAGAUGACGACGAUAAUCAUAUCGACAAUUGAUGAUUAGGUGUUUUCACACGGCAGCCCAGUAAAAUGCACACCAUUUUCCCUUAAACACACACAUCACAACCUUGAUUGCAAAUACCACCACAAGUAAAAGAAGAUGAAAAAAGAAGGGAGAGAUAAUCCUACCGUAAUAAGUAAACUACCCGACAACCAACCCACCUCUUAUACUACUCUAGAACGGGUCAUACUUAUGUAACAGUUAAAAAAGUAAAUUAAGACGGUUAUGAUUAGUUCAAAACUAUAAAAUGGUUGGGAAAUCGUAAUAAUGACUUUUUUGGUCACACGUUUAAUGUGACUUAAAAAUUGAGCACAUGGUGGAUCAAGGACGAACGACGUCUAAAGAUAUCACUUUCUCCCAACCACCUGCGCUAAAAAGAACACGGUGGGGUCAAGCAAAUGUGGUGAUGUGAAUCCAUUGAAGAAGAAGAGUCUCAGCUUUCAACCAAAUAAUGACAGACAAGAAAAAUUGAAUUACUGAAAAUUUUAAGUCAUCUCUCAGUUUCAGUCAGUAUUAGUGACCUGGUUCCUCGGUCGAUAUCACUCACUACCAUGUUUGUGGUAUUGCUGUCAAUAUUUAUAAAAUUUUGUGCUCCAGUUUUACCGGACUUGACAAAUAUUGGGUAACAUUUAACGAAUUGUUUGCAUUUUUUUUCACGGAAUAUUUUGUCUUGAAAAAUCAAAAAUAAUAGUAAAAACUGUUUGACUACUGAAUUCCUACAAUA